Schistosoma guineensis is the source of this 2727-nucleotide messenger RNA. The record is from the annotation of a GenBank genome assembly. NCBI's taxonomy places the organism in Eukaryota, Metazoa, Platyhelminthes, Trematoda, Strigeidida, Schistosomatidae.
AUGACAUCAAAUUCUUUACUCCAAUUACAAAAUUAUUCAGACCAAUAUAUUCAACAAAACAAUGAAAGGACUAUUUGUGAGAAUGAAAAUUCUUACAAUAUUCAAAGCAAAAUGGCAAUACCACAUUUUAAAUCGGAUUUAAGGACUUUAGCUCAUUUCAAUGACAGUAAAACCAUGAAUUCUAAUGGUUAUCCUGUUGGUAACUAUGAAAAUCAAAGAUAUCACCUUCAUUCUAAUGAGUUACUAAACACUGAAAACGAGCCAGUUCGUUACAAUCCCGUAUCAAAUUGUUUUAUUGACACCUAUCAGUCUCCCUGUCCACCAUAUUCACUAUAUAAUAAGUAUGGAAAUAAUUCCACUGGAAAAUCAGAUCAUUACGUCAGGCCGGAAAUAGAAUUAAGUAAUAUAAAAAAUUUCUCAGCAGUCGAUUCUAGAAGUCAUCUGUCCAAUUGUAAUCAUGAACAAAAUGGAACAGUACAAAACAGUUCACCUUCAUCGAACUCUGAAGUUUUUGCAACAACAUUUCACUCACCAUUACUCGGUGUUGGUAAAGAAUAUGAUGAUAAUGAUAAUGUUAAUGAAGAUAUUGAUAAUUCUUUACAUAAUUCUGCUGAAUCCAAUUAUUCUUUGGAAGAAAAUGAAAUGAAUAAGAUGUAUUUGACUGAAAAUAUGACUUUAAGCAGAACAGUCAAUAUGAAUUCAUCUUUACACCAACAUGGAUAUAGAAAAGCUAUGGUGGAGUAUGAAGGAACAAAUGGAAAAGAUUCAAAGUUAUCAAUGAAUCAAAUUUUUCCUAAGACCAAUCAAGAAUGUGUAAAAUGUGGUGAACAAAUCUAUUCAAAUGGGCAACCAGAUGGUACAGGUCAUUACUUUUGUAGUCGAUGUAAUCAGCAAGACCAACAACAACCACUCAAAUUUGAAGGACAAGAAACAACAAAAAAUACGGAAGAGUACGAAGAUGGUGAUGAUGACAAUGAAGAUGACGAUGAUGAUGAAGAUGAAGAUGAUGACGAAGAAGAGGAUAGAGUUACAGAUCCUGCUAAAAUAUUUCUAACUAAUUGGCCAUCUGUUUCGACGGCUAUAAACUGCACAGAAAAUAAUCAGAUAUCUAAGUUAUCCAUGGAAGAUGAAAUAAAACCAUAUGCAACAUCAAACAGAACCAGUUGCUGUGAUGUAAAAACCAAUAAUUCAAUUAAUUAUGGAGUGAAUAAUGAUACUUAUGGAAAUAAAUUAAAUUCAUAUGAACCAGUUAGUGAAUCUUCAAAGAACGUCAUCAAUGAUCAUGCAUUUUUAUCCAAUACGCCCUUUUCUUAUUCACCAUUGUCAUGUAGACGUGCCUUCCGUAGUGGUAUUGAAAAAACUGUUACGAACAGGAAGUCACAAACUAACAGAAGAAUUGGAUUGAUUUGUUCGAAUUGUGAAACUACCAAGACCACAUUAUGGAGGCGUAAUCUUGAUGGAGAACCUGUGUGCAACGCUUGUGGGCUAUAUCAGAAAUUGCAUGGUAGAACGCGUCCAACAUCAAUGCGAAAAGAUGCAAUCCAGACAAGGAAAAGAAAGUCGAAGAAAAGGAAAGAUUAUAGCUUGACAGUCGCUGUCGCAGCAGCUGCCGCAGCUGCUGCAGCAUCAGUAGUAUCUGUAACUGCAUCAUCAAUCUCUUCAACACCUGUAGUGCCCACAUUAACAAACCCUUUUUAUUGGAGACCUUGUUCAACAACUGAAUUAUGUCAGUCAAAUAAAAUGUCGGUUUUUCAUCCAGGUCUAUUCCAUUCAAACUCAACUAAUUCACACUUAUUACCAAUGCCUGGAUCAUUUUCACGAUUUCUUCCAGAACAAUUGCCGAUGUUGCGAAAUAAAAAUUUCGAAGAUUCAGCAUGUUCUCCUACGUCUGAUAACUAUGAUAAAUCAUUCAGUCAGUAUGAAAUGACAAAUAACAACAAAAGUGUGGUUGAAAGAACAUCGGCCUACACUACAAAUUUUUUAAAUUCAGAGUCAGACAAUUAUGCUGAUCAUCAGAAGCCAAUGUUAAAUUGCCAAAAUUAUCAAGCUGAAUUAACUUAUCAGUUACAAAAGCAUUUCUCACUACAAUCCAAUCAACUAAACAUUCAUUCAGGUACAUACUUGAAUAAUGAUAAUUUAUGUUUACCUUCAUCUGUGAACUAUCAACAAAUUCAUCGACAAGAACUUCAUCCAUCAUUCCCAUCCUUUUCACCAUCAUCAAUAUCGUCAAAUCAUCGACAAUGUGAUUAUCCUACUUAUCAAGAAAAUGAACGAUAUAGUCAUCAUCCUCAUUAUAACGGACCAUUGAUGAGCAUACAGAAUAGUUUAUUAUUAAAUUCUUUAGAUUUAAAUGAAAAAAAUUCUCAUGUAGUAAAUGAACAUCAUGCCAAUCCACUGACAACUUUAAAUAAUGACAAAAGCAAUAAACUAAGUGCAUACAGUAUAUUAUCACCUUAUAGGCAACGACACUCGUAUCAUUCAGAACAGCUCCAACAACAACCAAAUAUCUUUAUUCGGUCGUCAGAAAGAAAUCAUAAACCACUAUCAUACUUUCCGAUACAAUACACGGAUGAUAAAAUGCUUUGGAAUAUAUCAUCGUCAUCAUCCAACAAUGAUAAUCGAGAAAGUUUAAAUCCCACCAAAAAUAUGCACCUAUUGAAACAACAGCAACAAGAGGAAACUUAUGAGUCAAACCGAUCAUUAGAUAAUUAUUUGGAUCAAAUAUAA